AUGGCAUACUUUGGAAUUCAGAAUGCUAUCCUGGGACAAUCCUGUGGGCUCAUUGAUUCCAAAGGGCAUGCACAAAAUUUGCGGUUGAUUGCUGCUAUUGAUGCUCAUGCUUUGUCAGACAAGAUACUGGAGAAGCUUACUGCCACAAAUUCUUCUACAGGAGACGCCAAGAAUGAGGCAUCUCAACGUGGCUCAUGUCCAACAUUUGUCAUUGACCUCUUCAUAGAUGCAUGCCAGAUAUUCAACAACUCUAGUGCUCCUAGUGCUACACCGAUUUUAGGUCGCCUAAUUUGUGUGGAUGGCCAUUUAAUUCCAUCCAGAAAAUCAAAACCAUUCGUCAUUGCUGUUUACCAUGGAGAGGGAAAGCCAAACUUGGAUGCUUUUCUUUUUGACUUAACAAAUGAAUUAAAUUCACUGCACCCCAAGGCUCCUGCACUUGACAGGGUCAUGACUGUUGUGGUUCGUGCAUUAAUCUGUGAUGCCGUUGGUCGUUUCUGGAUCAAACAAACAACGUCAAAUGCAGGAUACUUCUGCUGCGAACGGUGUAUUUUGAAGGGCGAGUACAAGCUGGACGCUAAACAUUCAAUUGUGCCUGGGUCUCUCCGAUUCCUUUCAACUGGACAAGAAUCUGAAAGAAGACCAGAUGAAUGGCAUCAAUACCGCCUUUCACCUGACGGUGUUGACAGGCAUCAGAAGACAGGAAAAGCAAUUAAGCGAUUUCAUAGAAGAGGCACAACUCCCUUGGACAACAUCCUAGAUUUCAGCCCUAUCAGUAACAUGCCACUGGAGGAAAUGCAUUUGUGCGAUGGCGGAGCCAUUCCAACAACAUUGCGCCUACUCUUUGACGUUAAGCCAAAGAAAGAAUUUUCAAAAAAGAAAGCGUUUGGAUCCAGAAGUGGCAAGCAUGUUGUGCAGCAAAUAGUGCGUCGGUUACUGGCAAUGAAGAUGUAUAGACAGCCCACACGACUUAACGGCUGGGAACUUGAUGAUGACAACCUCUCCUACCAAGUGGAGCUACAAAGAGUACACGAAAAUGGAAACAACACAGACUUACCUCCAUUCUUUGUGAAACGUUAUGAUUCAAAGAAACAAGUUGUGGAGUGUGAAAUUUUUACACUCUCCUUAAAAGCGUCCCAUUACCCUGGCGGUCAUAUUGCAAUGGAUCGUUGCAAGGGAAAGUCUGGGGUGACCAUCAUUCCUUUCAUGCGCGUGCUGGAAGCUCUUCUUGUACCGGUGCGUUCUUAUCUCAAGGCCAAAAGUCCCAAUGGAAAAUUG
Molecule: messenger RNA, 1275 nt
Organism: Notodromas monacha
Lineage: Eukaryota; Metazoa; Arthropoda; Ostracoda; Podocopida; Cyprididae
Source: the annotation of a GenBank genome assembly